CCAUCCACGUGGCAGAGGGACCUGGGAGGGUGGGGCUUCAGGUUACCAAGCAGCAUCAAAGCAGCCGGUAUAAAAGCCCGGGCCAGCUAUCCUGGAACACCAGGGAUCAACUCUGCCGCGCGCGCUUUGAAUUUCUCCUCCGCGGGUUUGAAAAUCGUCUGACUCUGAACACCAGGCAGUCUCGAACAGAGAUCACCCCGUUCGGACGCUAGCGGCCAGAUGUGGUGUCUGGAGCGGCUCUUGCGAGACAGAGAUGGGUUUCUCCCGGGGCGCGCCCACCGCUCCAAAGCUCGCUCGUCCACUGCGUGCGCAAACGUGCUCACACCAGACCGCAUCCCAGAGUUCUGCAUCCCGCCGAGGCUGGAGCCUAGCACUGCCUGGGCUGCGCUGCGCGAUGCCUGGGCUGCGGACGCGGUGACCGACGACGGCGCGGGCCGCACCGACUGGGACCCGCGCUCUCAGGCUGCGCUCUCCCUCCCGCACCUGCCCCGCGCGCGCACCGUUUACGGCUUCUGCGCGCUGCUCGAGAGCCCGCACACGCGCCGGAAGGAGUCGCUCCUCCUCGGCCACCCUGGUGUCCCGGUCCGCCGGCCCGGGCUUCGCCACCGCACGCACACCUACGCGAGCCCGCGCCAAGUCCCGGACGCUCCGCGCCCUGCGCCUGGCGACCCAGACACUGCCCAGGUCUCGACGCCCACUCCUGCUCCUGGCAGACGCCGCCUCCUGCGCUCCCCCGGAAGGCUGCUGAGCCGCGCGCUGCGGGCCCCUCGACGUCAGGCCAGCGCGCGCCCCGCGUCCCGAGGCGACGAGAACGAGCGCGCCGCCUCCUGCGCGCCCCCGGCCCCCACCAGCCGGGAUCCCGAGCGCCUGCAAGCGGAGGCCAACGUGGCUCUUGGCCGCGGGGGUUGCACGCUGCGCCUGGCAGCCGAGUACUGUCCGCGCAGCGCCUGCCUCCGCCUCCGCCUGCUGCGCGCUGAGGGCCCGGCCGCCGCGCUCGAGCCCCGCGCCCUGGGCUGCCGCCUCAGCCUGGUGCUGCGGCCGUCGGGCCAGCAGCGCGCCAGUGUGGUCCGCCGCAGCCGCAAGGCCGCCCUGGACCAGGACUGCUGCUUCGACGGGCUCCCGGAGGAGCAGCUGCGCCGCCUGGCCGUGCGCAUCAAGGCCGAGAGCAAGGGCCGCGGGCUGGAGCGCGGACGACCACUGGGCCAGGGCGAGCUGCUGCUGGGCUCUCUGCUACUGCUCUGAGCGGGGCUCCCCUGGCGCCCUGGAGACCUAAGGUCGCAUGGCCAUGAGAUGCACAGAGACUCUUGGCCCAGGGACACUUGUAGCCUCUUGUUCCUGGAACACUUGCAGCUUCUUGGCCCCUAGACACUUGCAGGUCUUGGUCCUGGCACACUCUCAAGCCUCUUGGCUCUUGGACAGUGACU
Molecule: messenger RNA, 1424 nt
Organism: Apodemus sylvaticus (European woodmouse)
Lineage: Eukaryota; Metazoa; Chordata; Mammalia; Rodentia; Muridae
Gene: C2cd4a
Product: C2 calcium dependent domain containing 4A
Exons: 2
Coding region: 220-1242 (340 amino acids)
Source: RefSeq, a predicted model, not a curated record